Molecule: messenger RNA, 2410 nt
Organism: Anolis sagrei ordinatus
Lineage: Eukaryota; Metazoa; Chordata; Lepidosauria; Squamata; Anolidae
Gene: SCGN
Product: secretagogin, EF-hand calcium binding protein
Biological process (GO): regulation of long-term synaptic potentiation; regulation of presynaptic cytosolic calcium ion concentration
Cellular component (GO): synapse; cytosol; nucleus
Molecular function (GO): calcium ion binding
Source: RefSeq, a predicted model, not a curated record
GGCUGGGCUUGUCUUCUGGGAGGGCCCUUCCUCUUCRUCCUCCUCCUUUUUAGCACUCCAGUUCAGCCCCCAAGCCUGGAGCAGCCUCUUCGCUUGAGCCCUGAGCUCCACCUUUCGCCCAGCACCAUGGACAGCGACCCUCUGCGGGACCUCGACGCCGCUGGCUUCCUCCGCCUCUGGCAGCACUUCGACGCCGACGACAAUGGUUACAUAGAAGGCAAAGAACUUGAUAACUUUUUCCAUCAUCUCCUAAAGACACUGGGCAGUGAGAGCACCAUCACAGAAGAAAGGGUUCAGAAAGUGAAAGAGCAAUUUAUGUCAGCCUAUGAUGUAACUGCAGAUGGACGCUUACAAAUACAAGAGCUUGCAAAUAUGAUCUUGCCAGAGGAUGAGAACUUCCUGCUGCUUUUCCGAAGAGAAACACCUCUGGACAACAGUGUGGAGUUCAUGCGGAUCUGGCGACAAUAUGAUGCGGAUUGCAGUGGUUUUAUUUCUGCUGGUGAGCUCAGAAACUUUCUCCAAGAUCUCUUUCAGCAACAUCAGAAAACAAUUUCUAAGGCAAAGCUGCAGGAAUAUACUGAUACCAUGAUGAAUCUCUUUGACAAAAACAAGGACGGACGACUGGAUUUGAAUGACCUGGCAAGGAUCUUGGCUCUUCAGGAAAAUUUUCUCUUUCAGUUUAAACUAGAUGCUUGUAGCGCAGAAGAAAGGAAGAGAGAUUUUGAGAAAAUCUUUGCACACUAUGAUGUUAGUAAGACGGGUGCGCUGGAAGGCCCAGAGGUGGAUGGAUUUGUAAAAGACAUGAUGGAGCUUGUCAAGCCCAGCAUUAGCGGCCCUGACCUAGACAAGUUCCGGGAGAUCCUUCUUCGCCAUUGUGAUGUGAAUAAGGAUGGGAAAAUUCAAAAAUCUGAGCUUGCCUUGUGCCUGGGAAUUAAACCUUCCCCAUAGACCUGAAUGUACUUCUCCUGUGGUUUGCCAAUUAUUGUCUUUUGUGGAAGCCUGCUGGUAACUGGUAGAAUAUUAUCAGUGCUGUGUUAAUGAUCUCUGUUGUGCUGAACAUAGAAGACAGAGGGGACUCGCUGUGGAUAUGAAUAUUCAUGUGCAGGAUACAGCUAAAUUUAAAAAGCAAAAAAAUCAAGAUGUGAAGAGCGGUAUCAUGCUCCCUGCUGCUCCAGGAGAGAUGUUGUCUGCAGGAUUUCUUACACAUUCUAAAAGCAUGUAUCUACACAUUUAGUCUAUUACAAACACAUGCAGCUAUUGUAUCAAGAGUGCUAUUUCGGGUUACAAUACAACCUCCGUAUCCACAUGCCAUAUAUUUCUGGGCUUUGUGUGAAUACACAAAACUGCAGAAAAUAGUGAACCCUAUUAUUUUCAAAGGGAAAAGUGAUGAAGAUAUUGAGAAAAUGGUACAGUGAAUAAGUGAAACUUUGGGUAAAUGAAAUCGCAUACAUUGGUUCUGUGGCUACAGAGGCUUUAAAUAUGACUGCAUUCUAUCCCUUAGCCUACAAUCACAAAGCAACACCACUGUAUUACUUUGCAACCUUGUUUAUAUUGGCCUUGUCCACAUGUUAGUGGCCCCAAGUCCCUUCAAGGAGAUGGAAGCGGGAUAUAAGAAUUAAGUUAUUAUUUUUUAUUAUUAUUAUUUGUGAAGCCAUGGUUUUUCCUUCUUUACUUCAGUUCCCCCUGUUUAUAUGCCUUCUCAAUAGUGUAGACUUUUCUUUGUAUUCGUUUCUGAGUGGAGCUUAAAACAACCCCUCAGAGGCCAAACUUAGUUAAUCUCUUCCUUUUCCCUGCACAGAGCUCCUGGCUGGAUUCUUCCUUCCUUCUAAAGUAAAGCCUUAGAGGCCUGGAUAGUGUCUGGAAUCCUAGCCUAGCAGUCUAAACAGGCAUUCUUAGUGCUUUCUCCUGCUGGUGCAUUUAGCAGUAUUUUAUACCAGUAGUAAAAAGGACAACAGAAGCUUUUGGCCAGCCAAGCUUCUCAGGAAGGAAGAUUAAGGCAGAUUAUAACCAUCGCUUUGGCACCAGAGGCAAAAGAGACUUUCAAAGCCCCCAGAAAGAUGCCUGCAACCAGCAAGUUCUCCUUUUGUAAUGUAUUGUUUUAAGUUAUUCUAUGAUAGUCCCAGGUGGAGUUAACCCUUUAUUCAUCUUGCUUCAGUAAACACAUUUGGUUAUCUUUUCACCUUGCCUCAAAGUGCCUCUGUCUGCUAAGGGUCUAAAUCUUAACAAAAGGUAUCAGACAGCCCUCGAGUAAAGCCAGACAAUAUAGUUUUCCCAAAGGUUUGGGUAUGCCAUCACAUUAUUAUUAUUGAAUAUUCCAUGUGAGUAACAUUGGUGUGACAACAAAUUCAUUACAUUAUUUUUCUCUUUUACAAAAGCUUAACAAGAGGAAGCUCAGUGCAUUUGCAUUUUU